AUGGAGGUUGACACAACCACACAGAUCAUCAACGAAACCGGAGAACCCAUAAAUUUGGCUACCAUCAUCACCUGCACCAUCUUCGUCAUUACCGGUCAAUGCAUCGCCAGACCCCUCGAGACCUUCCACAACCACCACAACUUUUACCAGAGUCUCCACGACGGUGUCUGGACUCAACCUUUCCUUCAGGUCAUCGGCUUCCCUCUCCUCCUCGUCCCUUUCUUCUCCCUCUCUUACAAAAAGCACAACCAACUUCUCAUUACUUCCAAACCAUCUUCUCUCUCCCUACUCUACAUUUGUACCGGCGUUACCAUGCUGGUUCAGUCACCCUUUACGAAACUCCUUCUCAUCGACGGGACACGGAUCUACUUCACACCCAUCUUCGCAGCCAUCAUCAAGAGAAUCGAAUUUAACACAUGGAUUGUCAUCUCUCUCAUAUACACUAUUGCCAUCACCACUCUCUCCUCCUAUGUAGGAGGUGAAUUGUCAGCUUUGUUAGCCGCCUUAACUUUCAUCUUUCUCCUAGGAAACAUAGAGAAGAUAUUCGACGUGUACAUCUCAAAAGGCAACAAGAAAUUGAAUCCCAUUUUCGCAGACGUUUUGGAACUGCUGAUCUUCUCGUCUCUCUUCGCCACCCUCGCAGCCGUUUUCAUCUCCGGGGAGAAUCACGAUCUGAUGAGGGAGAUGGAAGGUUUCUCUAAAGGGAAGAUUGUGUACGUUAUGACUACGGUUGGUCAAGUCGUCUCGUGGCAGAUUUAUUGGGUGGGGAUUGUAGGGCUUGUAGCGUUCUCAGAGUCGAUUGUGACCUCGAACUUGGUCAGCUUCUCGCCUUACCCGAUCAUAAUGGUUCUAGAAAUAUUUUUUUUUAAUUAUGAAGACGAUGAGUUCGACGGUUACUUGGGAGUCGCUUUAGUGCUUUCUGUCUUUAUCGUGGUCUCUUCUUUAUACAAGACUAGGUGCAAGCAUGUAAGAGAACAAUUUGUGCAAAUAUCUCUCGAAAUCGAACCUCUCCAAAAUAGUGACUCCAACCAUAGACGCAACAAGUGGCUUACCAUCAUCAUCUGCAUCAUCUUGGCCGUAACAGGUCAAUCGGCCGUUAGACUCCUGGAGAACUACUACUUCCUCCACAGAAACAGGAACUUCCGUUACGGUGUAUGGACUCAAUCCCUCCUCCAG
Messenger RNA from Brassica oleracea var. oleracea, 1176 nucleotides. Its product is annotated as probable purine permease 14. The record is from RefSeq and is a predicted model, not a curated record. The annotation marks the transcript as partial. Gene Ontology annotation, molecular function: purine nucleoside transmembrane transporter activity. Gene Ontology annotation, cellular component: membrane. The transcript is spliced from 3 exons. Lineage: Eukaryota; Viridiplantae; Streptophyta; Magnoliopsida; Brassicales; Brassicaceae.